AGGUGGCAGCUACGCUACGUCAUCAUCUAUCAGCACUAUGUAUUGUACUUCAGGGACGACAAGGCCAAGAAGCCACAGGGAGUCUUCUCCCUGACAGGCUACAACAGGGUCAUGCGAGAUGAGGCAGUGUCAGACGAGAGAAAAUGGUCCUUCAAGAUCAUUGGGUUGAGGUCAGAUUCCAGAACAUGGUACUUCAAUGCAGCAUCAGAAAAAGAAAUGAAGCUAUGGAUGGCAUAUUUCAAAGUAGCUAUGGAACAAGCAAUUCAUGGAAAAGCAAGAGAAAAGUCAUUAAAAAUCCUUCAGGAUCUGAAAUACAAGAACAGCCAUCGAGACACGCUCUUCGAGGACGAGUCAAGGCACUCGGGGUCAAGCAGCGGGGGUCAACAAGCGGAUCGAAUGACCCCUUGGUCUACGAGGAUAUCGAGAUGCCCCUCUACGAUGACACAGCGAGUCCUACCAGUCCUAACGCACCCCUCCAUAGACCCCUGCCAUCGUUACCUACAGACGAUUUUGAUUCGUGUCCAAGGCGGUCAUCAGCUGGUGCUAUGUCGGGCAUUAAAAGACCAAAUCAAUUGUCUACAAGAUCACCAAUGGAUGCAGAUCAGGCAGUAGGUCUAGGAUCUAGAACUCACUCCGAUCCCACCAAGCAUCAAAAUGACAGCUCUUCCUCCUCCUCCUCCUCUUCCUCCUCCUCCUCCUCCUCGUCAUCCUCCUCCUGUUCAUCAUCAUCUGGGUCUAGAAGGGGGUCAUCCACGCCAGGAACGAGACUUAAGAUCCCCUCUAACUCGGCGCCAGGCUCACCCAGUAGUCGACCGCGCUUUCCGGAACCGCUUAAGAUCCACCAUUUUGAUGAGGACUACAUCACGCCUGAGAUGGAUGCCCAGUCACCAAGCAGACCUCUACCACCGACGCCUGGUACCCCCAAGAUGGGUCAGAUGAUCAUGCCGAUGGGAAAGAGCCUUCAACAAGAACUGGAGAAUAGAAAGAGGAGAGAACCAAGCAAGAGACUGACCAACAGGCAGCCGUCCAUCGAAGAGGGAUCAGAAGAAGACAAACCAACGUUGAGGAGAGGACCUGAGGGAAACAGUUUCAGGAAACCUAUCACAGAAAGACCUUUUCGUGGUCCUGAGCCAGUACUGAAACCACUAGUAUCAGCCAAGCCCUCAGAUGCCAUCAAACCAGCUACAAGACCAAAGCCUAAGAUUAUCACACCAAAACCACCAGUCAAGCCCAGGCCAUCAGGUGGACCAGCCCCUGCAGUGCUGCUUCCUGAGGCAGCAUCUAUCCAGUCCUCAGACAAGAUCCACACAGAAGGUCUUUUACGGAAGUAUCGCUGUGAUGGGAUGUACCUAGUAAGACUAGGAUCAGAACAUGGCCAGGUUCUUAUGGUAUGGGACAGUCAGAACUGCAGAUGUAAACACUAUAAAAUAUUUCAAGAUCAGGAUUCCAAUCUUCACUUGGACCAUGUCCCUAAGUUUGACAACAUACUCAAGUUACUAGAACAUUACAAGACCAACGCAUUACCGAACAGCAAGCUCUAUCUCCAGAAAGCUUUCGCUGGUUGAGAGCAGGAAAACAAACAAUCAAACCACUCUGAAGCUGGGAUUCUCUGCUGGUGCGCUCACCAUCGUGUCAUUUAAAUAUAUUACCAUGGCAACAGAUGCUUGCGUCUAGCCUCGAUGACAUAGCUCAUGGAAUGUGAGAGUUGAUGGUGAAAGACUCUGGAGCCCCAUGGAGAUGCCUGUUUACAGAGCCAAAUACCGAUGUUGGAUCUACGUAAAGGCAUCUUAAAUUUGAACUGUUUGAAGCAGUAUAGUUCUAAACCAAAUUACAAAUAUCCCAAGCCCAGUUGGCCAAAUUUGUGAUGAUACUUUGAAUAGUGAGGCUCUUAUACAAGACCAUGUGAAGCGUUUCAUUUCUAUAAUGUUCAGAUGAAUGAAUGGCAUAGUGGGAUUUUGCUGAUUUGUCAA
Strongylocentrotus purpuratus (purple sea urchin) is the source of this 1970-nucleotide messenger RNA. Its product is annotated as nucleolar protein dao-5-like. Lineage: Eukaryota; Metazoa; Echinodermata; Echinoidea; Camarodonta; Strongylocentrotidae. Gene Ontology annotation, molecular function: SH3 domain binding. The record is from RefSeq and is a predicted model, not a curated record. Gene Ontology annotation, biological process: signal transduction. The coding region runs from base 144 to 1565 and encodes 473 amino acids. The transcript has 13 exons.